Manis javanica (Malayan pangolin) is the source of this 3224-nucleotide messenger RNA. RefSeq names its product kelch like family member 7 (gene KLHL7). Gene Ontology annotation, biological process: protein ubiquitination. The record is from RefSeq and is a predicted model, not a curated record. Gene Ontology annotation, molecular function: protein binding. Lineage: Eukaryota; Metazoa; Chordata; Mammalia; Pholidota; Manidae. Gene Ontology annotation, cellular component: Cul3-RING ubiquitin ligase complex.
AAAGCGCCUCCCCUUCUGCCGGUGCUGUGGCUGCCAAUUCCGACUCCUGGGGGACUCCUCGGGCUGGCAUUCGGCGCCGAGUGUCGGUUGUGUAACAGCUCUGCCCUAGUUAUCUCUUUGUGAGGCGAAGAUCCCUCCACUGGCGAGCCGUUCAAGGUGUCGUGAGAUCUUGUGCGACGAAGCGCCUUGGCACAGCCCAAGCCGAAGCCCCCUGAGGAAGGAGAAGCAUUGCCGGCCUGAAAUCAGCUACUCUUAAAUAAGGAUCCCCGCCCCUCUUCUUUUCCCCGGGUGGAGCUAGUUGAAGAUAAAUCCUCCUGUUCGGGUUAAUUUAGAGCAGGAGCAGGCAUCGAUAGCUACCGUGUGGUCUUUGAAGGGCAGUCUGCGCCUGUUAUUAAGAGCAGCUCUUUGUUCUUUGAUGUGUGGCGCAUUUAUGAAAGACUUCGGCGCUUUGGCCAAAGAAAACGUUAUGUGAUGUGAUCCUUACGGUCCAGGAAAGAAAGAUACCUGCUCAUCGUGUUGUCCUUGCUGCAGCCAGUCAUUUUUUUAACUUAAUGUUCACAACUAACAUGCUUGAGUCAAAGUCUUUUGAAGUUGAACUCAAAGAUGCUGAACCUGACAUUAUUGAGCAACUUGUGGAAUUUGCUUAUACUGCUAGAAUUUCUGUGAAUAGCAACAAUGUUCAGUCUUUGUUAGAUGCAGCAAACCAGUACCAGAUUGAACCAGUGAAGAAAAUGUGUGUUGAUUUUUUGAAAGAACAAGUUGAUGCUUCAAACUGUCUUGGUAUAAGCGUGCUAGCAGAGUGUCUGGACUGUCCUGAAUUGAAAGCAACUGCAGAUGACUUUAUUCAUCAACAUUUUACUGAAGUUUAUAAAACUGAUGAAUUUCUACAACUUGAUGUCAAACGAGUUACCCAUCUUCUCAACCAGGACACUCUGACAGUGAGAGCAGAGGAUCAGGUUUAUGAUGCUGCAGUCAGGUGGUUGAAAUACGAUGAACCUAAUCGCCAGCCAUUUAUGGUUGAUAUCCUUGCUAAAGUCAGGUUUCCUCUUAUAUCAAAGAAUUUCUUAAGUAAAACAGUACAAGCUGAACCACUUAUUCAAGACAAUCCUGAAUGCCUUAAGAUGGUAAUAAGUGGAAUGAGGUAUCAUCUGCUAUCUCCAGAGGAUCGAGAAGAACUGGUAGAUGGCACAAGGCCCAGAAGAAAGAAACAUGACUACCGCAUAGCCCUAUUUGGAGGUUCCCAACCACAGUCUUGUAGAUACUUUAACCCAAAGGAUUAUAGCUGGACAGAUAUCCGUUGCCCCUUUGAAAAACGAAGAGAUGCAGCAUGUGUGUUUUGGGACAAUGUAGUGUACAUUUUGGGUGGCUCUCAGCUUUUCCCCAUAAAACGAAUGGACUGCUAUAAUGUUGUGAAGGAUAGCUGGUAUUCCAAACUGGGCCCUCCAACACCUCGAGACAGUCUUGCUGCCUGUGCUGCAGAAGGUAAAAUUUAUACAUCUGGAGGCUCCGAAGUUGGAAACUCAGCUCUGUAUUUAUUUGAGUGCUAUGAUACAAGAACUGAAAGUUGGCACACAAAGCCCAGCAUGCUGACUCAGCGCUGCAGCCACGGGAUGGUGGAAGCCAAUGGUCUGAUCUAUGUUUGUGGUGGAAGCUUAGGGAACAAUGUUUCUGGGCGAGUGCUGAAUUCCUGUGAAGUUUAUGAUCCUGCCACAGAAACAUGGACUGAGCUGUGUCCAAUGAUUGAGGCCAGGAAGAAUCAUGGACUGGUAUUUGUAAAAGACAAGAUAUUUGCUGUGGGUGGUCAGAACAGCUUAGGUGGCCUGGACAAUGUAGAAUAUUAUGAUAUUAAGUUAAAUGAAUGGAAGAUGGUCUCACCAAUGCCAUGGAAGGGUGUGACAGUGAAGUGCGCUGCAGUUGGCUCUAUAGUUUAUGUCUUGGCUGGUUUUCAAGGUGUGGGUCGAUUAGGACACAUUCUUGAAUAUAAUACUGAAACAGACAAAUGGGUUGCCAACUCCAAAGUCCGAGCUUUUCCAGUAACAAGUUGUUUAAUUUGUGUUGUUGAUACUUGUGGAGCAAAUGAAGAAACUCUUGAAACAUGAAAAGUGAGUGGACGUCAAGACUCAUCAGAGACUCAAAAAUAUGGCCACCAGUGCUUUGUUCCAAGAGUUUGGUUGCAAAGUUUUAGUUUGGUGUUUUGUUUUUUUUUAAGGGAAGUUUCAAGUAAAGUAGGUUCCCUAUUAAGUAGAUAUUUCUAUUAUAUGGAUUUCUUUACUUCAUUCAAAAACCGUAUUUUAGCUGGCCACAUAACCAAGAACAUAUCUAGCAAGAAAUAAUUGAAAAAUUGUAAGCAUUUGGUGAAAAUCAGGAUUCUUAAAUGAAUUUCACAUCUGUAUGAUUAUGGCAGAGUGGGGGAUCGGCUCAUCAGUGACACAGUCUCAUUUUAGCCCUAGAUUCUAUUUUCAUACAUCAUAGAAGUGCUGUGUAGUUGUUUGUUUGUUUUUGUACCUUCAAGAACUAAGAAAUCAUAUGAAUUGUAAGUCAAGACAGGCACCUCUAAUGAGGCAGCUUAAUCUCAGAUAAUAUUGCUUGUCUUCAUUUGCUUAAUUUAGUGCCAAAUGUAUUUCAUUUUAGAAGUAAGCCAGAGUGAGUCAAGGCAUACACACAUAUAUUCUCUCACAAAACUUCAUAAACACAUUUUGGGACUUAAAAAUGUACCCAAUACCUCAUGAAAUAUAUUCAAUCUAAUUAAAUAUGUUUCAUCAUUUUAACACAAAAUGUCAAUCUUAGCACCCAUCAUUAAUAUCACUGUUUUAUCAGUGGUUAAAAAAUGAUUAUGCCUUUUCAGUCCUCACUGUUAAAUAAAAUACAAUCGUAAUAAUUAACUAGCAAAAAAUAGGCUAUUUAUAGCAAACUUCUAAGCUACUAGACACAACAUCAGUGUUGACUUUGAACUUCUUCAGGAUUAAAAAAGUACAUGAUUUCUUUAGCAGGACAAAGAGAUAUUUGACCCAGUUGUCUCUAAAAGUUUUGUUAUAACUUGAGUUAAAUAUUUGUCAUCUCGUAUUAAUUGUUUUAUGGUCAAUAAAUCUUUUACAAACCCAACUACUCAUUUUGCUUUCCUAGUAAUAGUUUGCCCUUUUACAUUAUGGAAUGUAUGGAAUGAGCCAUUUCGCUGUCACCAUCGAUGUUUUUAUCUGGUAAUAUUAAAUAUUUUUAACUUAAAA